GCCGCGGCGCCCUGCUGCCGGCUGUGCUCCUCGGCGGCGCUUCCCAACGAGCGGAUCCGCAACAUCGGCAUCUCGGCGCACAUCGACUCGGGCAAGACCACCCUCACCGAGAGGAUCCUCUUCUACACCGGCAGGAUAGCCCAGAUGCACGAGGUGAAAGGCAAGGAUGGAGUUGGGGCUGUGAUGGACUCGAUGGAGCUGGAGCGCCAGCGGGGCAUCACCAUCCAGUCUGCUGCCACGUACACCAUGUGGAAGGGCACCAACAUCAACAUCAUAGACACCCCAGGCCACGUGGACUUCACCAUCGAGGUGGAGCGGUCGCUGCGGGUGCUGGACGGAGCGGUGCUGGUGCUGUGCGCCGUGGGAGGGGUGCAGUGCCAGACCAUCACUGUCAGCAGGCAGAUGGCACGGUACAGGGUGCCCUUCCUCACCUUCAUCAACAAGCUGGACAGGCAGGGCUCCAGCCCAGAGAGGGCACUGCAGCAGCUCAGGUCCAAGCUGAAGCACAAUGCAGCUUUUGUUCAGAUCCCCAUUGGGCUGGAGGGCAACUUCAGAGGCAUUAUAGACCUGGUUGAAGAGAGAGCUCUCUACUUUGAUGGGGAUCUGGGGCAGAGCGUGCGCUCGGAGGCCAUCCCGGCGGAGCUGAGGGCGCAGGCGGCGGCGCGGCGCCGGGAGCUGGUGGAGUGUGUGGCCAACGCCGAUGAGCAGCUUGGGGAACUGUUCCUGGAGGAGAAGAUUCCUACAGCUGCUGAGCUGAAGCUUGCCAUCCGAAGAGCGACGCUGAAGAAGUCCUUCACCCCGGUGCUGGUGGGAAGUGCUUUGAAGAACAAAGGAGUGCAGCCCCUGCUGGAUGCUGUCCUGGAGUACCUCCCUGACCCCUCAGAGGUGGAGAACUUUGCUAUCCUGAACCAGGGGGAUUCUAAGGGUGGCAGCAAGUUCCUGCUGAACCCUGCUCGAGAUGACUCCCAGCCCUUCAUAGGCCUGGCUUUCAAGCUGGAGGCCGGGCGCUUCGGGCAGCUGACCUACCUGAGGGUGUACCAGGGGCAGCUGCGCAGGGCUGAGCACAUCUACAACACCCGGACCGGCAAGCGGCUGCGCGUCCAGCGCCUGCUGCGCAUGCACGCCGACACCAUGGAGGAUGUCAAUGAAGUGUAUGCAGGAGACAUCUGUGCCCUCUUUGGGAUUGACUGUGCCAGUGGGGACACCUUCACUGAUAAAACAAGCACAGACAUCUCCAUGGAAUCCAUCCACAUCCCUGACCCUGUUGUCUCGGUGGCCAUGAAGCCUUCCAACAAGAACGACUUUGACAAGUUCUCCAAGGGCCUGAGCCGCUUCAGCAGGGAGGAUCCUACCUUCAGGCUGCACUUUGACGAGGAGAGCAAGGAGACCAUCGUUUCAGGCAUGGGGGAGCUGCACCUGGAGAUCUAUGCCCAGAGGAUGGAGAGGGAAUAUGGAUGCCCCUGCACCAUGGGGAAGCCAAAAGUGGCCUUCAGGGAGUGCAUCUCCUCGGCUGUCCCGUUUGAGUUCACACACAAGAAGCAGACUGGAGGAGCAGGCCAGUAUGGCAAAGUCAUUGGUUUCCUGGAGCCCCUGGAGCCGGAGGACUACACGAAGCUGGAGUUUGAGGACAGGACCAUUGGCACCAACAUCCCCAAGCAGUUUGUGCCUGCUGUUGAGAAGGGGUUCCGGGAAGCCUGUGAGAAGGGGCUGGUGUCCGGGCACCGGAUCUCGGGCGUGCGCUUCGUGCUGGAGGACGGCGCUCACCACAUGGUGGACUCCAACGAGAUCGCCUUCACCAGGGCAGGAGAAGGAGCCCUAAAGCAAGCGAUGGAGGGCGCUGUGGUGCGCAUCCUGGAGCCCGUCAUGGCGGUGGAGGUGAUGGCUCCCAUUGAGUUCCAGGGCGCGGUCAUCGCGGGACUCAACCGGCGGCACGGCGUCAUCACCGGCCAGGACGGCACCGGCGACUACUUCACUCUCUACGCUGAGGUGCCCCUCAAUGACAUGUUUGGGUAUGCCACUGAGCUGAGGUCGUGCACAGAGGGCAAGGGGGAGUACACCAUGGAGUACUGCAGAUACCAACCCUGCUCCCCCAGCGUGCAGGAGGAGCUCAUCAACAAGCACCUGGAGGCAACAGGCAGACUGCCUGCCAAGAAGGGGAAAUUCAAGAGCUGAUGUUGAGCCCUGUGCUGACCUUGUUCCCCCUGAGGUCACCUGGGCCACCCUCCUGCCCUGCCCCUGGGGAGGAGCAGCUCUGGAGCCUGUGCACUGCUGCCUGGGGGAAACACUUGCUGGACAGAUAGGAAUGAGCAGGCUGGAGAUGGCAGCUCCCAGCUUCCCUUCUGCCUCUCCAGGGGGGGGUUGCUCCAGCUGAGGCUGGCCUGGGUUUUUUUCACUGCCUGUCAGGGCUUUGGUUUCUCCCCACCCCCAAAAUAAAA
This is a messenger RNA of Dryobates pubescens (Downy woodpecker), 2435 nucleotides long. RefSeq names its product elongation factor G, mitochondrial-like. The record is from RefSeq and is a predicted model, not a curated record. The transcript has 17 exons. Bases 145 to 2172 code for a protein of 675 amino acids. NCBI's taxonomy places the organism in Eukaryota, Metazoa, Chordata, Aves, Piciformes, Picidae. Gene Ontology annotation, molecular function: translation elongation factor activity; GTPase activity; GTP binding. Gene Ontology annotation, biological process: mitochondrial translational elongation. Gene Ontology annotation, cellular component: mitochondrion.